Messenger RNA from Myxocyprinus asiaticus (Chinese sucker), 5959 nucleotides. RefSeq names its product BCL11 transcription factor B b (gene bcl11bb). The record is from RefSeq and is a predicted model, not a curated record. Gene Ontology annotation, cellular component: nucleus. NCBI's taxonomy places the organism in Eukaryota, Metazoa, Chordata, Actinopteri, Cypriniformes, Catostomidae. Bases 550 to 2928 code for a protein of 792 amino acids. Gene Ontology annotation, molecular function: DNA-binding transcription factor activity; RNA polymerase II cis-regulatory region sequence-specific DNA binding. The transcript has 3 exons. Gene Ontology annotation, biological process: positive regulation of transcription by RNA polymerase II.
CCUGAGAGGAACUUGUCGGACGUAAAUGCGAGACGUAAUUGCUCGGGUCUUGAUUGAUCUGGAGAGGAGGUGUUGUCUUCAGAGGGACCGCAGGAGAGUUGAGCCAUUUUGCGCGCUGAUGCCAAGCGCACAUGGAGGACUGUGCCAAACACUUCUCUCACCUGGCGAGCGCGCCGUCCACGGGUCUUGGAUUUCCAUUAAGCAGGACCACAGAUAGUUAAUUCUGUGUUGUAGGGAUUUUAAAGACAGAAUUUUACAGGACUCAAUGUGAGACUGGCAGAGGUUAAAUCAGCCGCUGCAUGCCGGAGUGACUUUUUCCGCAUCGCUAUCUCAGGUCAAGUUGCUCUUAGUUAUUGCUUCACAUCAGUCGAGCGCGAUUUAGAUUUUUCAAAGAGGUCAAGUGUUAGUUUUUGCCGUGAUCACGAUUAAAAUAACACGAGAGCGGAGUGGAACAGUACCCGGACUGUGGAGGAAAGUUUGGAGAGCAUCGGGGAGCGCGCACACAUCAGUUCGAGUGUUCCGUGAGAUGCUGCUGUAAAUGGUGGGGCAAUGUCCCGACGGAAGCAAGGCAAUCCACAGCAUCUGUCCCUCACACAGAGGGACACCAUACCCACUGCGGUCGAUCAUGACGUGGGGGAGGGGCAGUGCCCAUCAGAGGUGUCUUUAGCCAGCCCACUGGGCGGAGCCGGAGAGAGUGACCUGCUGACCUGUGGUCAGUGUCAAACCAACUUCCCCCUGGGAGAUAUCCUAGUGUUUAUCGAGCACAAGAGGAGACUGUGCCCCGGACCCGGCGUGUGUUUUGACAAACCGUCAGACUGCAGCGAUUCCCCGUCCCCCAGACCCCCACGGACAGAAGUCUGCCGGAGGUCUGGACCGGUGGAGGUUGGGAUCCAGGUCACGCCAGGAGAGGAAGAAAAGAAACGACUGACGCCCGCAAGAGGAAUCUGCCCCAAGCAGGAGGGUGUCCCUACAGGAAAAGAUGAGCCCUCUAGUUACAUCUGCACCAUGUGUAAGCAGCCAUUUACCAGUGCAUGGUUUCUGCUGCAGCAUGCGCAGAACACCCAUGGGAUCCGAAUCUACCUGGACACCCACCCUACUAGUUGCUCUCUUACCCCACGCAUGGCCCUUCCUCCACCACUGGGGGCUGAUGCCCUGCCCCACUCCCCUCUUCCCAGCUUUCUGGGUGAUGGCAGCAACCCUUUUCAAUUGUUACGUAUGGCUGCCCCGCUGCUACGAGAGCCACUGCCCCCUGGGUACAUGGAAACCCGCUUGCCAUCUACCCCUCCCUUUGUAAGUCCUCCACCACCUCGCCAUCCUCUGGAACGCCUCGGCCCAGAGGAGAUGGGCCUCCUGUCCCAGCAUCCAAGUGCAUUUGAGCGGGUGAUGCGGCUGACACCUAUGGGCAUAGAACCAUCUAUGGGCUUCUCUCAACGUCUUCGAGAAUUGGCAGGGAACAACAACAAUAACGGGGGGCCAACCCCUCCCCUUUCUCCUAACCGUGUACCCCCCAUGCAUCGGCUUCUUAGUCCCACCCUCUUCCAUCAUGGAUCCAAACCUCCACCUUUCCUAACCUCAACCUCACAGCCACCAUCAGUCCCAUCCAGAGGCAAUUCCUCACCACCACUAAAUCAGGUCGGCAAAGCCAAGUCCUGCGAGUUCUGUGGAAAGACUUUCAAGUUCCAAAGCAACUUGAUAGUGCACAGAAGAAGCCACACUGGUGAAAGGCCCUAUAAGUGUCAUCUCUGUGACCAUGCAUGUUCACAGGCCAGCAAACUGAAGCGCCACAUGAAGACCCACAUGCACAAAUCAGGCUCCAUGGGGAGCUCACCUGAGCAGGGAGGGCAGGACUCAGCCGGAGAAGGGAUUAAGAACAGAGAGGACAAUGGCACAAGGGAAGGAUUGGAUAAUGAGGAGGACGAAGAUGACGAGGAAGAGGAGGAGGAAGAAGAGGAGGAAGAACAGCAAAAUGGAUGCAGGCCUCUGUCCAACCUGAGCAUGGACUCGGAACUGAGUAGGAACAGAGAGAAUGGCCCAAGACCCUCGCCAGAGGAGAAGCCACUGGCUUCUGAAAGAGUGACAGAAAGCCAAUACAACAACCUCGACAAUCACUUGAGACUGCCACAGGGCAGCAGGUCACACGAACAGACGGAUGCAGAUUCGACAGGCAGGGAGAUCAACAGAGACGGACGGCCCAUGGUGAACGGCAGAGGCUGCUGUCCGCAAGAUCCCAUCUCACUGUUAUUCCACCGGAAGCCCCUGCCUAUUUCCAGUCCCAGCCUCUCUGGGUCGUCCGCAAAGAGGAUCAAGGAGGAGAAGGAUGUGGAAUUGCCACAGGUGCCCGUCAUCUCCCCUGAGAAUGUGUAUUCUCAUUUGCUAGCCGGAUAUGCUGCAUCACGCCACUUCAUAAGGGAGCCCUUCCUGGGCUUCAGCGACUCCAGGCAGUCACCUUUUGGCACUUCUUCCGAGCACUCUUCGUCUGAGACAGGUAGCCUGCGCUUCUCCACCCCUCCAGGGGAGAUUCUGGAGGGGGGUGGGUUGUCAGGGCGAAGUGGCAACAGUACACCUCACCUCCAGCUGCGGGGUCCCGGGCCAGGGAGACCACCAAGCUCCAAAGAGAGCCGACGGAGUGACACUUGUGAGUUCUGUGGUAAGGUGUUCAAGAACUGCAGCAAUCUGACCGUGCAUCGGCGCAGCCACACAGGCGAGAGGCCUUACAAGUGUGACUUGUGCAGCUACGCUUGUGCCCAGAGCAGCAAGCUUACCCGGCACAUGAAGACGCAUGGGCAGUUUGGCAAAGAGGUAUAUCGCUGUGAUAUUUGCCACAUGCCCUUUAGCGUAUAUAGCACCCUGGAAAAACACAUGAAGAAGUGGCAUGGAGAGCAUUUGCUGACCACUGAGGUCAAACUUGAGCAGGCUGACAGGGCUUGAGAACAGUUACUAAUGCACUGUAUUAUGGGUUUAGCUGGAUAGUCUUUCUCUUGUCUAGAUUUUCUUUUGAGAGAUUAAAUGUUUUAUUUUUUUGUUUUGUGUUUUAUUUUUACAAGUAAAAACAAACUGCCACCUGAGAAACAAGAACACAGGGAAAUGUUAGAAUGUGGUUCUACAAACCCUUCUUGCAUAUUCCUGCAACUAACAGAGGAGUAGUCCAAUACGAAUUCAUGGAGCCUUUCUACUGUGCAAUAAUUUCUGUAUUUAUUGGAUUAUUUGUAAUUAUACAUGGCAUGUGCAGGUACAUUAUCAAUGGGAUUCUAAUGCAUUCAGUUCCUGAAAUUAUAUUUCUACACCCUAUCAUAUAUGACAAAUACUGAGAUUUUGGCAAUUAGCCAAUUUUUGUGUUUUUAACUAGUUUCCUCAAAGGAUUAAAAACUGGUAAUUUCUAAAGAAGGUCAACUUCUAAAAAUCUGAGAAAGUUUUUGUUAUUGUUGCUGUCAGUGGCCCCUCUCAUCUUAGGUGAUAUACAAUAGAUAGAUGUAAAGCACUGAAUGUCACUUUGACAAUAAAAUAUUUAACAAAUUUAAAGGGGCAAAAAAAAAAAACAGGGAUGUUUUAAGGCAGCUGACAGGCAGUUUGACUGCAUUUGAAUGAUUUUCUAUUGACAACCCUUGAAAUUAAAUGAUCAUCAACCAUGAGAAUGGCUGUGAAGUGCUAAUGACAACAACAAAAUGUACUCUACAAUCCCUUAGUUCCUGUGUAUAAACAGCACUGAGGCUGCCAGUAUACAGAGUUGUUCAGGGAAGCCAUAAGCUUGUUACAUAUAAAAUUUGUAUCAGGUAUGUAUGGAUGAUACGACAGCAGUUUUGAGUUUUUAAUAUUGCAUUCCUAUGAAUUUUUAAAUGCAAUGCAAACAUUCUCAAAUUAACUUUAAAUUAAAAAUGAAUAAGCAGGUAUUUGGACAACAAUAUUAAGCCCCUCACCUGCUCACCUGUAGAAUUCACAGAAGUCAUUUGAGCAAACACAAACACACACACACACACACACACACACAAACGCACACAAUCAUUACAUUCAGUGAAUAGUGUUGGGGCCCUCUGGAAGCCCGUGGUGACUGCAUGUCCUCGAGUCUAAAAGAUCCUGAGAUUAAAUGAUUUCCUCAUUACAUUUUCUGUUCUUACACACAGAGUCGCUUCCAUCUGCCCGCUUUCACACACCAUUAGCAAAAAAUUACACGGUAGCCCUCGAAUAUGCCUGCCACAAGCUGGUUCACUUUCUAUAUAUUCACUCUUUAUAUGUACACUGCAAAAUCUUUCUAAAUCAAUAUUUUGUAUUGUUUUCUAGUAAAAAUAUCUAAAUAUGCUUACAUUUACAUAUACAUUUACUUGAGAAACAAAACUGCUUAAGAUAUUAAGACUUGUUUUCAGAGAAUAUAUCUUGAUUUAAAUUUAUUUUUCCUACACACUUGGCAAAUAGUUUUUUUCUUGUUCUGAGAAUACAUUUUACAGAAUUUUAGUAAGGGUUAUGCUUAAAACAAGAAAAAGUCUUAAUAUUACAUAAUUUUGCUUCUCAAGUAAUUUGAUCUUAUUUUAAGGAUGUUAUAUUUGUUAUAUAUUUUUUACUGGAAAACAAAACAAAAUUACUGAUUAAGAUUUAUUUAUUUUUUUGUAUUGUAACAGCCUGCCAUUUACAUUCAUUUCUUUUUACAGUUUACAUUUUGUUUUCCCUGAAACCAAGCAUUUUUGUGAUUUGAAUAAGUUUACUAUGAACUAAGGCUACACAUGUUGACCACUUGAAAUAAAUCAACAGGGUGUAACAGAGAUUUAAAAAAUUUACAGCACAAGAAUGAAAAUAAUUGUAUGACUAUGGUGUUUAUCAUCACCUACUUCUCAGAUACUUUGCAAACUUAAAAUAAAUGAAAGAAAGUGGCCGUAACUUAGAAAUACAUCAAAAGAAAUGUGUUGUAGUUAAGUGAAUGUGCCGGACUGAAGUGCCACCAAUGGCUUUCUGAAACAGAUUGUACCAGACAUCAUGGACGUGCCUCAAACUAAUAUUCAGCCUUUAUCCUCUGACAUAGUUCAAACUCCUGCUAUACAACAAAGUACAAUUUGUGAGCAAACUAUCAAUAACCAGUAUCAUUUCAAUUCAAUAAGAGGAAUAAAAUCAAGUAAAGUUGUAAAGGACGAUUAUCCAUUUAUUCAGACAAAUGUAAUGUUUCAUUUGUAAGCAAAAGUCUGUAAUGCACAGAUUUGUUUGAGAAAUUACUAAGCCAUUUCUUUACUACAAUAUUUAUGGACUACAGAGUUAUUGACAGUGGAGGUAAAACAAUAUAAUUGGAAGUAAAAAAAAAAAAAAAAAAACAAUGACACUGUAUUUAAAUGAUGUUUACAGUGUUGAAGUAUAUGGAUACUGAACUUUUCUGUAUAUGUGUUUCAAAUGAAAAGGAACUGUUUUUUCUACUAUUUUAAAUAUCAUAGCAGGGUUUUCUCUUCCCUUUCUUUCCUUUGUUUCUUUUCCUUUUUUUGGUGCCGGUAUUUCCGUAAAUUUCAAUGGAUAUAUGCGCGUGUAUGUUUUGUUCAUUGUUAAAUACUCAAUGUAUUUGUAAUUUCAGUGGCAUUUUAUGAAAUGAUGAAAAAAAAAAAAUCAUUAUAUUUUGCAGUCCAUUAUGAAAUUGUGAGUCUAUUCAAAUGUUUUGUCACUAUAUCUGUUCAUGAUUUUGGUAAAGCCAUCCAGAGGAGGAUGUAAAAAAAAUCUAAAUAAAUGAGAAUAAACAAAAAAAUUCACCCUUUGCAUAUAUAUAUAUAUAUAUAUAUAUAUAUAUAUAUAUAUAUAUAUAUAUAUAUAUAUAUAUAUAUAUAUAUAUAUAUUAUGUAAUUAGAUCCAGGGCUAAUUUUGGUUUGUGUUUUUAUAAUUGUGCAGAAUGAAAUUCUGAAUUUCAAAUUCUACACUACCAGAACCUUAAAAUAUAUGAAUACUUUUUUUUACUUUACUGUUAUUCUAAAAUAUGGAAAUAAAUAAUAAAAAAGAA